AUGUUCAAUAGAUAGCCUUUCUAUUUACACACAUCAAGAUUUUAAAGACCAUCUUAAAAAGUCAAUGUGUUGCCUUCGGUGGCUUAAUAUUUAUAGAAAGUUAGAACUCCUGAAAAAAACAUUCCAAAAUAAAAAGAAUCUCCAUCAUACAGAAUUAAAAGCAAUCCUAAAAUUAACUCACACCGACAGGCAUCCUCCUCAAGUCCCAGUAGAGAAAAACCUUAGCUUAAAUACAAUUCGUUUCAUUCUUAAUAAAUCAAACAAAAAAAAAGACUUUAAGAAAUGGGCAAUGAUUCUUAAGUAAUCUCGAGAAAAUAAAAAACAGAAGCAGCAGUAGAAAAUUACAUCCAAAGCCCUAAAAAAAAUGUCUUAUAGGAAUCUUAGGAAAUUAUGUUAAAAUUACAAAAAAAUGCAGCAGUUAGAAGAGUUAAAACUGAAGAAUGCGAUAGAGAAGAUCAUUUGCAUUCCGUAAGAGGAACAGUUUAAAGAUAAAAUAAAAAUUAAAAAUUUGAAAACUAGAACCUCUUAGAUUUGUUAUUGCUUUCUACAGUUGAAUUAAAACAUCACUUUGAAUAGACUCGAACAGCCAGACAAAUUAUGCCAACAAAAGCUAGAGCACCUAGAUUAAGCAUCAGAUAAUUUCCAAAAGAUUUCUUUUGUUGA
Paramecium octaurelia is the source of this 663-nucleotide messenger RNA. Lineage: Eukaryota; Ciliophora; Oligohymenophorea; Peniculida; Parameciidae. The record is from the annotation of a GenBank genome assembly.